Messenger RNA from Peromyscus eremicus (cactus mouse), 1376 nucleotides. RefSeq names its product trafficking protein particle complex subunit 8-like. Lineage: Eukaryota; Metazoa; Chordata; Mammalia; Rodentia; Cricetidae. The transcript is spliced from 3 exons. Bases 402 to 980 code for a protein of 192 amino acids. Gene Ontology annotation, biological process: protein localization to phagophore assembly site; endoplasmic reticulum to Golgi vesicle-mediated transport. The record is from RefSeq and is a predicted model, not a curated record. Gene Ontology annotation, cellular component: TRAPPIII protein complex; cytoplasmic vesicle; phagophore assembly site.
UGUUUUCCAGGCAUCGGCUCCGGCCCCGCCCCUACCGCGUCUUUGACACAGUCACGUGAGGGGUGCGCGCGGGGCCUGCCGGGAGUAGUGCUGCCGGCGGGUCAGGGUUCGGCCCAACAUGGCGGUUCCUGUCGGACAGUGACCAAGGCUUUGCCGUCGGGAGGACCGAGUGGCGGUGGUCGGCGUCCCCACCGGCCAGGGUGGGAUGCAAAGCUUCCGGGAGCGCUGAGAGGAGGCGGGGACGGGCCCAGGCCCCGGAAGCCGAAGCAGCGGCGGCUACGCGCAGUCGGCUGCAGGCUCCGGAGUGGGGCCGCACCCGGCCGGGCAGGCGGCGGCGGCGGCGGCGGCUGCGGCAAGCUCGGCUCCGAGGUGGGGCGGAGGCCGGGCGCCGGGCCGCGGCCAUGGCCCAGUGCGUGCAGUCGGUGCAGGAGCUCAUCCCCGACUCCUUCGUUCCCUGCGUCGCCGCGCUGUGCAGCGACGAAGCCGAGCGGCUCACCCGCCUCAACCACCUCAGCUUCGCCGAACUGCUCAAGCCCUUCUCCCGCCUCACUUCCGAAGUUCACAUGAGAGAUCCUAAUAAUCAACUGCAUAUAAUUAAAAAUUUGAAGAUAGCAGUAAGCAACAUUGUCACCCAGCCACCUCAGCCGGGAGCCAUUGGGAAGCUUUUGAAUGAUGUCGUUUCUUGCAGCCAGCCUGCAGAAGGAUCAGUGGCUAAUGUGAUUACAGCGGGGGAUUAUGACCUUAACAUCAGUGAUCGGUCAAUUAAAGCUAGUGUUCCUUGGUACAGUAAUUGGAAAGACACUUUCAUGGAAUUGAAAGAAUCCUCGUUAUAUACAGGUAUUUCUUGUGAUGGGUCUCUUUUUCCAGAUUGUUCUCAUGUUACUCCUUAUCCAGAUUGUUCUCAUGUUACUCCUUAUCCUUAUCUUGCUGUCCCCUUUUCUAGUACUUUUUCAUAUUUGUACCAGUUAAUGUGUCCCUGAUUUUUCUGAUGUGAAAGUGGUCUUGUGGUACUCUUUAAACUUUUACUUGUUCAUCAUCUAUUAUCUAUUUCUUAAAUCCAUACAUUGCUCUGGAAUAGUCUAGUUUGAAUUGCAUCUUCUUUUUAUAAAAAUGAAAAACAUACUCUCCCUUCCUUACUGAGACAAAAUACAUUGUAUAGAGAAAUGCUGGUUUCAGUCUCCCUUUGAAGCUGAGAAUGACCUUGAACUCCUCAUCUCCUGAAUCCCCCCAAGUGCUUGCUUAAGGAAAUAUUCACAGGGUAUCAUGGCUGCUAUUUCACUUGCCAAUAAAAAUAGGAAUAGGAGCAAAAUAGUGAUUUCAUCCCAAACUAUGUACAAGCAUUUUUAAGGUGAAAGAAUGGUCAUUAAGUGUUCAAG